UAUCCCUUGAUUAUAUACUCUUUGACUCUGGUACUUACCUAUGCCCUAUUAAAUAUCUAUCUAUAAUUUUUUUAAUGUCAACAAAUUGAAACGGUACCAUUAUUUUUAGUUAUUGAUUUUAGUUUUACCUGACUCGAUAUUUGUAUGAUUUAUCGUGUUAUGGAAAUUGGAAUUAAUACAAAAUGAAUGCAUUAUUGGAUUACGGCACGUCGUCUUCCAGUGAUUCAGAAGAUGCACAAGAAACUAAAGACAAAUGUCAGGAAAGUACAAAGCCCAAAUUACCUAAACCAGCUCUUGGAGAAAGCAGUUUACAAACCUCAGUAUUUUCCAAUCCAUUUGUUGAAGCUGAAUUAGCCAAGGCUGCUAUUUUAGAGAAACACGUUAAAAUGGUUCCAGGUAAAGACAAUGUACAGAUGAUCAACGGGAAGAAAAUUUGCUGGAACUACAGAAAAGGGAGGUGUCGAUUCGGUCACCACUGUAAAUAUGCACAUGAUUCUGAUAUUCAGAAGUCUGCCGAAGAAUUAGAAACUGAGAAACAGAAAUUAAAAUCAGUUGUAUGCGAGGGUGCAGGGACUAUGACAGCUGCUCCACCACCCCAGAUAACUAUGGACUCUGUAUUACCCACUGAUGAUGCAGUUUGGGAUGGGACACCAGAAAAAAAGAAAUUAAAACGACCAGGCUUGAGUCAGACUUUGGUGCCGGGCAAGAAAGUUAUGAAAAUGUAUAAGGAACAGAAAGCUAAAGAUUCAAAUAAAAAAUAAACAUAUAACAACUUCAUUUUACACAAAUUUUCACCCACGAUGUUUCAUAUUUAUAAUAAAUAAUUUAUUAAAAAAACAAUGUAAAAAAACCUUAUAAAAAAGAAUAAUCUUCAUUUGAGACUUCUCUAAAAAAAAAAGCAGCAACUUCAAUUGUAACAAAAUUCAUAUGGGACUAACAUGGAAAACCACUAUAUAUUCCAAGUUGGUUCAGACACAAAAAUGCAAGCAAAUUAAGAAUGUCCUUUUUGAGAAUUUGCUAACUUUAUUAUAAAAGUUAAAGUAGAUAAUUGAAUAAUAGCUGGUCUACUUGCACCUGCAUUUCAUUCUUCACUUACAGUACUGAUUUUAAGGAGAGACUCGGUAGGCUGUUUCUAGUGACGCUGCUGACUAAAAAGGCCGCUAUAGAAUCACUAAAGAAUCGAUUUUAUUCUCGUUUGGAGUGAACAACAGGUCCCUAUUAAUUAUUUGUCCAUGGCUAUAUGUUUCAUAAUAUUUAGUUUAUAUUAGGAAUUUAGAUGGGAGCGAAAAUCAAUGAAUGACAACGCUAUACGAGACUAAAUAUUUAUUAAAAGAAGGUAGUAAAAUAACCUUAAAAACAUUAAUGUACCCGAGAUAUAACCAAUAUUUUUAUUUGAUAAUUUCGUGAAAUUAUCUAAUUUAAAUAUCCUAUUCUUAACUGUAUUUUAGAUUAUUCUACAUGCAUACAUACACAUAUUACCCCUGUGUUUUAUUAGUGUAAGAGGAAACGAUAGCACGCCAAAUACUCCGAUUCAAACAUGCCUCUCGCUUUCUCCACUUUCAUCGAUUAAUUUAAUUCUAAUAUCUGAUUUCAUAAUCUUUCAUCGAUUGUAACCCUUUAGAUCAUGUAAAAGUUAAGUACCUAAAUGCUAUUUAUA
Messenger RNA from Galleria mellonella (greater wax moth), 1657 nucleotides. RefSeq lists its product as uncharacterized. The coding region runs from base 183 to 761 and encodes 192 amino acids. The transcript has 4 exons. Gene Ontology annotation, molecular function: metal ion binding. Lineage: Eukaryota; Metazoa; Arthropoda; Insecta; Lepidoptera; Pyralidae. The record is from RefSeq and is a predicted model, not a curated record.